Messenger RNA from Crotalus tigris (Tiger rattlesnake), 2137 nucleotides. Its product is annotated as cyclin-L1-like. Bases 131 to 1048 code for a protein of 305 amino acids. Lineage: Eukaryota; Metazoa; Chordata; Lepidosauria; Squamata; Viperidae. The transcript is spliced from 7 exons. The record is from RefSeq and is a predicted model, not a curated record. Gene Ontology annotation, biological process: regulation of transcription by RNA polymerase II. Gene Ontology annotation, molecular function: cyclin-dependent protein serine/threonine kinase regulator activity. Gene Ontology annotation, cellular component: nucleus.
CUUGAGGGUAAGUGACUAAGACCUCUCCUCUGCUGCCCACGAACAAUGGUGCAGGGAUUACUGGCGUCUUCAGUCAAACCCGAGCAGGCUCCACAGAGAGAAGGCUGACUCUCUAGACAGGUGGAAUUACAUGAACGACAGCCUGCGGACUGAUGUCUUUCUGAGAUAUCAACCGGAGACUAUUGCGUGCGCCUGUAUCUACCUUGCAGCUCGGACUCUUCAGAUUCCGCUCCCAAAUCGUCCUCACUGGUUCCUUCUCUUUGGGGCUACGGAGGAGGAAAUUCAAGAGAUCUGCCUGAAAAUUUUAAAACUCUACACAGUGAAGAAGAUUGACCUGGCCGUUCUGGAGAGCCGUGUUGAGCAGCGGAGGCUGGCCAUGGAAGAGGAGAAAGCCCAGGCCAAAGGCCUCAUGCCGGAUGGAACUCCCCAUCUGGCGGUGUCAGGUUUUUCUCCCGUCCCCAAACCAGAGUCUCCGAAAGAUACCAAAGGCUCCAUUAAGCCUUCCCCAUUGCUCGUGCAGGUGGUCAAAAACGCAAAGCGGAAGACCGAAGGGAUGAAGCGAUUAAGGUCCAAAAGUCCAAUUAAUGGCGUUCAGAAAGCGGGCCGCGAGAGCAGGAGUCGCAGUAGAAGCCGAGAGCAGAGCUAUUCUCGAUCCACUUCGCACUCGCCUUCUCCGAAAAAGAGGAAAAGUGAAAGCUAUUCCACCUCCAGCUGCUCCAAGUCGCACAGCCGUUCGAGGAGCCGCAGCGAUUCGCCUCCCCACCAGUUCGGCCACACGGCCUCCAGUUACCAAAGUUCCAAGAUGCGAAGCUACAAGAAGGACAAGGGGUACAAGUACGCCUCUCCCAAAGCCCGGCAGUCCCACAGCCGCAGCUCCUCCAGGUCCCGCAGCCGUUCGCAGGAACGGGAGCGUCCUGAGCACACGGGCAAGUAUCGGAAGAAGAGCCACUACUGCAGGGAUCAGAGGCCCGAGCGGCACCACCCCUACGACAGGCCGAGCCAUCGCUACGAGAGAGAUCCCCCCGGCCACAGCCGACACCGGAGAUGAAGUCAGACACAGCACAGCCAAAGCUCUCUCCCCAUUUUCCCUGGCUUCAGCCAAGCCUUUCUUUUGCCUAAAGCUGGACUCUGGAGCCUGACAAACACCUUGACUAUUUAAGGGCCCGGAUGGCACGGACCGUACACGGGGCCAACGAUGAGAUUUGAGGGGCACUCUUUGGCUGUUUCCCCCUUGUCUUGAUAGAGGGCUGUUUGCUUGUCUGCUGGAUUUUGUGUCUGCUUCAUGCUGGUGUGAUGAUGCCCCUUUGAGCUGUCAAAGCAGGAGUGUGGCCUGCCUCAAGAUUCUAUGAAGGAAAACCUCGGAACACUAUUCAGAGGGUUGAGAUUCUCUCCCCCCCCCUUUCUCAAUUUAUUAAAUAUUUCUUCCUCUCUCUCAGAGGAUCUUGGAAGAUCCACCCCAACAACAUUGCUAGGUGCUAACAGCAUUUUUUUCUUUCGUUUAUGUUUUUUUUUUUUUGUCAUACGGUCAACUUGUCUGCAUUGUUAUUUUACAGAAAGCGAUUCUCGGAUUCUUAAAACUUAAGUGCCUAUAUUAGGCACGUUUGGAGGGGGAAAGGAUCUGACGCUGAAAUGGGAAGGGCAGAGGAAAGCUUUAACCCUUUCAGAGUGCAAAAUGUGUUUCAAGUAAUUUUGGAACUAGGAACCCGCAUCCUGAGAAUGCAGAUUUUACGUUCCUUAACUGGAGGGGUUUUCCCCACAGGCCUACUCACUAUUAUUGUUAUUAUUGUUGUUAUUUUUUUAUCCCCAGCAGAAAGAACUAUGGAAUAGUAUUUAAAUUCCACGAGUUGAAAGUGGGUGUUUUUUUAAAAGAAAAAAUCCUGGUGCUGGCCGCCAGUUCUAAGCUGGGGGUGAUUUCAUAGAGCUUAACCUUUUAUGUGGUUUAGGUAAUAAAAAUUUACUCAGGAUCUUUUCAAAAGUCUGGAGAACUGAUUGUUUUUGUCUGCUCUUAGCUUGCUGAAGAAAAGGUGUUUCUAUUAAGAGAGAAACGUAUGCAGCACAAGAAUAUCCGUUUUAGUGGUAUAUCUGUGCUGUCUUCCUGUUCCUUAAUUUCAUUAAAGUAUUUGAUUUUGUAUUUAAA